Messenger RNA from Prunus persica (peach), 1787 nucleotides. RefSeq names its product MLO-like protein 9. Bases 273 to 1787 code for a protein of 504 amino acids. The transcript has 15 exons. Lineage: Eukaryota; Viridiplantae; Streptophyta; Magnoliopsida; Rosales; Rosaceae. Gene Ontology annotation, cellular component: membrane. Gene Ontology annotation, biological process: defense response. The record is from RefSeq and is a predicted model, not a curated record.
UUUCUUUUCUUCUUCAAGGAACCCUGUCAACCCUCUAAACGCAUUGGCUUUGUAUAGCUAGAGAGAGAGAGAGAGAGAGAGAGAGAGAGAGAGAGAGAGAGAGAGAGAGAGAGAGAGAGAGAGAGAGGUAGAUGAUUUUUAUUUAUUUUAUUUUUUUAAAUGUCGAUCAUCAUCGUUGAUUGUUGUGUAAAUUAAUAUAAUUAAAUAAUUAAGGCCAGAAUUAAGGGAAAGCUAGCCAGCUAGGGCGGUUGAGGGUUUGAAGAUUAUAAUAAAUGGCCGGCGGAGGGGGUGGAGGCAGGGAGCUGGAUCAGACGCCAACGUGGGCUCUGGCCACCGUCUGUUUCAUUAUCAUUAUUAUUUCCAUCGUUUUGGAAAAGGUUCUUCAUAUGAUCGGACAUUGGUUUGAACAUAGAAAAAAGAGUGGAUUGCUUGAAGCUCUUGAGAAAGUGAAAGGAGAGCUUAUGGUUUUGGGAUUUAUUUCUCUGUUGCUAACAUUUGGGCAACAGUACAUCGCUAAAGUGUGUAUUCCGAUAGAGGCAGCAGACACAAUGUUGCCUUGCCCAUACAGAGGGGAAGAGAAAGAAGGAGGUGGUGGUGGUGGAGAUCAUCGUCGCAGGCUUUUAUGGUAUGAACGCAGAUAUUUAGCUGGUGGUGGCGAUGGUCCAGGCUGCAAGGAGGGAAAAGUGCCGCUCAUAUCUACAAAUGGAUUACAUCAAUUGCACAUCUUCAUAUUCUUUUUAGCAAUAUUUCACGUUGUAUACGGUGCCAUAACCAUGACACUUGGAAGAUUAAAGAUUCGUGCGUGGAAGGUAUGGGAACGAGAGAUGGAACAUGAUAAUGAAUUCAAUGAUCCUACAAAAUUCAGGCUUACUCACGAGACAUCAUUUGUUAGAGAUCACACAAGAUGUUGGACUAAAAACCCAUUUACCUUCUAUUUUGUAAGCUUUCUUCGACAAUUCUUUAGGUCCGUCCGCAGGGCCGACUACUUGACCAUGCGACAUGGAUUCGUCACGGUUCAUUUAGCACCUGGAAGUAAGUUUGACUUUCAAAAGUAUAUCAAAAGGUCAUUAGAAGAUGACUUUAAGGUAGUUGUGGGAAUCAGUCCACUGUUGUGGACUUCAAUGGUUCUCUACCUGCUUCUCAAUGUUCAUGGAUGGGAGGCUAUGUUUGUGCUGUCCAUACUUCCUCUUGUUAUAAUAUUAGCUGUUGGAACAAAGCUGCAAGCAAUUAUAUCUCAAAUGGCACUUGAGAUCCAAGAAAGACAUGCUGUAGUCCAAGGGAUACCUCUGGUGCAAGUCUCAGACAAGCAUUUCUGGUUUAGCUGGCCUCAGUUAGUUCUUUAUUUGAUCCAUUUUGUCCUGUUUCAGAAUGCAUUUGAGAUAACAUAUUUCUUUUGGAUAUGGUACGAGUUUGGGAUAAGAUCUUGUUUCCAUGAUAAUUUCGUUCUUACAGUACUCAGAGUUGCACUUGGGGUAUGCGUCCAAGUUAUGUGCAGCUACAUCACACUUCCCCUAUAUGCAUUGGUUACGCAGAUGGGAUCAACAAUGAAGAAGUCAAUCUUUGAUGAACAAACUAACAAAGCUUUAAAGAAAUGGCAAAAGAAUGCUGCUGCAAAGAAGAAGAAUGACGGGAAGCCGGCAGCUAAAGCCAGUGUCGAUUCAGUAACAAAGGCUCCACAAAAGGCUGAAAUGGAAAAAGGUCCAUCAACUCCUGAACAGACGGCAAACAUCAUGGCCAGUGUAGAUAUUCAAGGCAACACGAAAGACCUCCUAACAGGAGGACCAUGA